This is a messenger RNA of Penicillium lagena, 1539 nucleotides long. Its product is annotated as allantoinase alX. The coding region runs from base 1 to 1539 and encodes 512 amino acids. Gene Ontology annotation, molecular function: cobalt ion binding; allantoinase activity; zinc ion binding. The record is from RefSeq and is a predicted model, not a curated record. Gene Ontology annotation, biological process: purine nucleobase catabolic process; allantoin catabolic process. Gene Ontology annotation, cellular component: cytoplasm. The transcript is spliced from 2 exons. NCBI's taxonomy places the organism in Eukaryota, Fungi, Ascomycota, Eurotiomycetes, Eurotiales, Aspergillaceae.
AUGGCGACUGCUAACAUGCCCUCGAUUGCCGUGGUGGCUUCGUCACGAGCUGUCAUCUCCGGCCGUUUGACAUCCGCGACCAUCGUGAUCUCCCGCGCUACCGGCAAGAUCACCGCCGUCUUCGACUCCAUCAUCCCAGCAACGGAGUUCCCCUCGGGCACUCCGUACACCGACUAUUCACCCCAUGUCCUGCUGCCGGGUCUGGUGGACGCCCAUGUCCACCUGAACGAGCCCGGCCGCACGGAAUGGGAGGGUUUCUACACCGGCACUCAGGCCGCUGCCUUUGGCGGCGUCACCACUGUGAUUGACAUGCCCCUCAAUGCCAUCCCACCCACCACCACGGUGGCUGCGCUGAAAGAAAAGAUCCAGGCUGCCCAGAGCAAGUGCUGGGUUGAUGUCGGCUUCUAUGGCGGCAUCAUCCCGGGCAAUUCCGGUGACCUCAAGGCCCUCGUCCAAGAGGGCGUGCGCGGUUUCAAGGGUUUUCUGAUUGAUAGUGGUGUGGAUGAAUUCCCCGCUGUGACCGCAGCGGAUAUCGAAAAGGCCAUGGUGGAACUGGCAGACGAGCCCACGACGCUCAUGUUCCACGCCGAGAUGGUCCCUCCUACAACAGCCGGCGUCAGCGUCGUGGACCACAAGUCUGAGCCGCCAGCGGCACCCACCGGCCCCCUGGAAGCCUACUCCACUUUCCUGGCCUCGCGGCCAUCCUCCUUUGAGACGUGCGCUAUCGAACAGAUCCUCACACUGGCCCAUAUCGCCCCAGACCUGCAGCUGCACAUCGUGCAUCUCUCGGCCAUGGAAGCCAUCCCCAUCCUUCGGGAAGCGCGAGCCCGCGGCGUCAAAGUCACCGCCGAGACCUGCUUUCACUACCUCUCGCUAGCCGCCGAGGAAGUCCGCGACGGCGACACUCGGCACAAGUGCUGCCCGCCCAUCCGGUCCAAGCUAAACCAAGACGGUCUUUGGACCGAGUUGGAGAAGCACGCCGGCGACGGGGUCAUUCAAACCGUCGUAUCCGAUCACUCGCCCUGCACCCCGGACCUCAAGCUCCUCCCCUCCCACGUCCCGGGUGGCCUACACUGCAAUGGCGCAUCAACCUCCGUCUCCACCGAAGAAAACGGCAACUUCUUCUCGGCCUGGGGUGGCAUCUCCUCCGUGGGCCUGGGCCUGCCCAUUCUCUGGAGCGAGGUCAGCCGGCGCAAGAAUCUGAGCUCUGCUCCCGAUGACGAGAACACCAGGAACGCCCUGCAGGACAUCGUCAAGCUCUGCUGCGCCAACACUGCCGCCCAGGUCGGCUUGCAGAACCACAAGGGCGAUCUGAGAGUCGGCUUCGACGCCGAUAUCUGCGUCUUCGACGACGCCGCCGAGUGGGUCGUUGAGCCUAGCACAAUGCUCUUCCGCAAUAAAUGCUCGCCCUACCAGGGCCGCACGCUACGCGGCAUGGUUCGCGAGACAUGGCUGCGUGGGGAGCGCAUCUUUAGUCACGAUCAGGGCUUUGCAAGCAAGACUCCGGCUGGCAAGCUGCUUCUCGAGAAACGGGUUUGA